Messenger RNA from Antrostomus carolinensis (chuck-will's-widow), 1117 nucleotides. Its product is annotated as arylsulfatase D. The record is from RefSeq and is a predicted model, not a curated record. NCBI's taxonomy places the organism in Eukaryota, Metazoa, Chordata, Aves, Caprimulgiformes, Caprimulgidae. The annotation marks the transcript as partial. The transcript has 6 exons. Gene Ontology annotation, molecular function: arylsulfatase activity.
GGAAGUGGCAUUUGGGUGUGAACUGCAAAUCCCGCCGUGAUCACUGCCACCAUCCUUUAAAUCAUGGCUUUGAUUAUUUUUAUGGCAUGCCUUUUACCCUUUUGAAUGAGUGUCAAGGCAUAGAUGACCCUGAACUGGCCAAGUCUUUGCAAGAAACAUAUUGGCUUUACACACAGAUGAUCAUCCUUGCAGUGCUUACUCUUCUGAUUGGAAAACUUACCAAUUUUUUCUCAAUAAAAUUGAAAACAAUCAUAUGUCUGGCCAUCUGUGGUCUCCUGUAUUUCAUCUCCUGGUUCUCCAGCUAUGGUUUCACCAAGUACUGGAACUGUAUCCUGAUGAGAAACCAUGAUAUCACUGAACAACCAAUGAAUUUAGAAAAAACUACUUCUAAUAUCCUGAAGGAGGCAUUUUCAUUCAUUGAAAGAAACAAGCAUAGACCGUUUCUUCUCUUUGUUUCCCUUUUACAUGUUCACACCCCUCUCAUUACCACAGAGGAGUUUCAGGGAAGAAGCAGACAUGGCCUAUACGGAGAUAAUGUAGAGGAGAUGGACUGGAUGGUGGGCAGGCUUCUGGAUGUUAUUGACAAAGAAGGCUUGAAGAAUACCACAUUCAUUUAUUUUGCAUCUGAUCAUGGAGGAUACUUAGAGGCUCACAGAGGAAAUGCUCGGUUGGGUGGAUGGAAUGGGAUCUAUAAAGGUGGAAAAGGAAUGGGAGGCUGGGAAGGCGGGAUCCGUGUCCCAGGAAUAGUUAGAUGGCCAGGAGUGUUGCCUGCAGGGACUGUUAUUGAUGAACUGACAAGCCUUAUGGACGUUUUCCCAACUGUGGUUCACCUGGCUGGAGGGGCAGUGCCUCAGGACAGGGUCAUCGACGGGCGCAGCUUGCUGCCUUUGCUGCAGGGGACAGUUCAGCGCUCCGGGCACGAGUUCAUGUUCCACUACUGCGGUGUGUUUCUGCAUGCAGUGCGGUGGCACCAAAAGGACAGUGAGUAUAAAUAUCCCCCCUUCCUCCAGAUCAGAGAUGAUGAACUAGGAAAGGAUUCAUUAAAAAAAGAAAAGAAAGAACGAAAGAAAAGUGAGAGAGUGCUGCAACUGCCCAUCUUCUGCGUUGUAGCUGAGCG